UUCGGAGGAGGACAAGGCAAGGGCGGCUUGCGCCCCCUGGUCGCGGCUUCUUCCCGGGGAGGUGACCCCGGUAGCCCGGAUACCUGAGGAGUCCCGCCCAGAGUGAUCGCCCCGGCCCGGCGCAGGGAGAGGUGCUUCUGCCCCUGGCGACUACUGCCACCACAGGUUCCCCGGUUAUUCAUUCAGACUGCAGUUGGAGCCUAAAGGUCUGGAUCCAGGUCCAGCGAGUUCCGAGAAACCUCAGCCCACGGCCGGCCCCUCGUCUGAACCGCUGUUGAAAGACUGGACUCACUAGAUGAUUUCCAAGGAGCCUGCCGUCUGACAGGCUGUAUUCUUCAUGGAAGUCCUGGGCUUCUCUGGCCAUUGGCCUCGUCAAGUGUAAAUGAAUAGGCAUGGGAAGCCUAGAACUGAUCCUGGCUCUGGCACUCACUUGUUGGGUGGCCUUGGGCAAGUCACGUCCUGUUUCUGGGCUUGUUUCCUCAUCUUACCGUGAAGGGAUUGAACUAGAUGUCCUCUAAGGUCCCUUCUAGUUCUUCUUAUCUAUGAAACAGCCUUGAUAAGCUUCUGCGUGUCUACAUCCUCUCACUCUUGGGAGACCUAGGGUGCUGUUUUGGCCCCUGCAGAUGUUUCCUGAAUCUCCAAGUGUGUCGCUUCAGGGUCCCCAUCUCCUGCUUGGCCACUACCUUCUACUCUGCCUGGCUCCAUGUGGUUGAAGGAAGCAUGCAAGUUCCCGUGCUCGCCCGCGCACCUGCCUGGGCUGCCAUCUCGGUUCCUGGAUGGAAUUGGGAUAGAGAAGGGAAGAAUCGAAAGGAGAAGAAUAGAAUAGAGGGUCCCUGGAACCCUCUGCAGUGCUGAGCUCUGGGAUGGAGCCUGAGACAGCGCUGUGGGGCCCGGAUCUGCAGGGUCCUGAACAAAGCCCCAACGAUGCUCACAGAGGUGCCGAGAGUGGGAACGAAGAGGAGAGCUCUCAGCAGGAAAGUUCUGGGGUGGAGAUCAUCUUGGGAGAUCCAGCUCAGAGUCCAGAAUUCAAGGACCCACCAGAGAUGCCCCCGGAGAGACCCUCCCAGGAUCCCUCAGUCCCCCAGGACCCCCCAACCACACUGGGUCACUCCAACCCCUUGGACCACCAGACCCCUCUGGACCCCCCAGCCCCCGAGGUAGUCCCUACCCCAUCUGACUGGACCAAGGCCUGUGAGGCCAGUUGGCAGUGGGGGACUCUCACCACGUGGAACAGCCCCCCGGUGGUCCCCACCAAUGAGCCCAGCCUGCGGGAGCUGGUGCAGGGCCGCCCCUCCGGCGCCGAGAAGCCCUACAUCUGCAACGAGUGCGGCAAGAGCUUCAGCCAGUGGUCCAAGCUGCUGCGGCACCAGCGCAUCCACACGGGCGAGCGGCCCAACACCUGCUCCGAGUGCGGCAAGAGCUUCACGCAGAGCUCGCACCUGGUGCAGCACCAGCGCACGCACACUGGUGAGAAGCCCUACAAGUGCCCCGACUGCGGCAAGUGCUUCAGCUGGAGCUCCAACCUGGUGCAGCACCAGCGCACGCACACCGGCGAGAAGCCCUACAAGUGCACCGAGUGCGAGAAGGCCUUCACCCAGAGCACCAACCUCAUCAAGCACCAGCGAUCGCACACGGGCGAGAAGCCCUACAAGUGCGGCGAGUGCCGGCGGGCUUUCUACCGCAGCUCGGACCUCAUUCAGCAUCAGGCCACCCACACAGGCGAGAAGCCCUACAAGUGCCCCGAGUGCGGCAAGCGCUUCGGCCAGAACCACAACCUCCUCAAGCACCAGAAGAUCCACGCAGGUGAGAAGCCCUACCGCUGCACCGAGUGCGGCAAGAGCUUCAUCCAGAGCUCAGAGCUGACCCAGCACCAGCGCACGCACACUGGGGAGAAGCCCUACGAGUGCCUCGAAUGCGGCAAGAGUUUCGGCCACAGCUCCACCCUCAUCAAGCACCAGCGGACUCACCUGCGCGAGGACCCCUUCAAGUGUCCCGUGUGCGGCAAGACUUUCACCCUGAGUGCCACGCUGCUGCGACACCAGCGCACACACACGGGCGAGCGGCCCUACAAGUGCCCCGAGUGCGGCAAGAGCUUCAGCGUCAGCUCCAACCUCAUCAACCACCAGCGUAUCCACCGGGGUGAGCGGCCCUAUAUCUGCGCCGACUGCGGCAAGAGCUUCAUCAUGAGCUCCACCCUCAUCCGCCACCAACGCAUACACACGGGCGAGAAGCCCUACAAGUGCUCCGACUGCGGCAAGAGCUUCAUCCGCAGCUCCCACCUCAUCCAGCACCGACGCACCCACACGGGCGAGAAGCCCUACAAGUGCCCUGAGUGCGGCAAGAGCUUCAGCCAGAGCUCGAACCUCAUCACCCACGUCCGCACCCACAUGGACGAGAACCUCUUUGUGUGCUCGGACUGUGGGAAGGCCUUUCUGGAGGCACACGAGCUGGAGCAGCACCGGGUGAUCCAUGAGCGGGGGAAGACUCCAGCCCGAAGAGUGCAAGGCGACACCCUGCUGGGGCUUGGGGAUCCCGCCCUGCUGACCCCGCCACCCGGAGCCAAACCACACAAGUGUCUGGUCUGUGGAAAGGGCUUCAAUGAUGAGGGUAUCUUCAUGCAGCAUCAGAGGAUCCAUAUUGGAGAAAACCCCUACAAAAACGCAGACGGUCUCAUCGCACACCCAACCCCCAAACCUCCUCAGUUCCGAUCCCCGAGGCUCCCUUUUGGAGGGAAUUCCUACCCAGGUGCUGGGGAGGGCAGAGCUGACCCCCCAGGACAGCCCUUUAAAACGCCUGAUGGUCAGGAGAGCUUCAGCCAAAGGCUGGGGCUGCUCUCUUCCAAGUCCUACAUUUGUUCCCACUGUGGAGAAAGCUUCCUGGAUCGCUCUGUGCUCCUCCAACAUCAGCUCACCCAUGGCAACGAAAAGCCCUUUCUCUUUCCUGAUUAUAGGAUUGGCCUAGGGGAAGGGGCAGGGCCCAGUCCCUUCCUAAGUGGAAAGCCCUUUAAAUGCCCUGAAUGCAAAAAAAGCUUUGGCCUCAGCUCUGAGCUGCUGCUGCACCAGAAAGUCCAUGCAGGCGGGAAGUCCCAAAAGAGUCCGGAGCCGGGGAAGAGCUCCUCCGUCCUCCUGGAACACCUCAGGAGCCCCCUAGGGGCCAGGCCCUACAGCUGCUCAGAUUGUGGGGCCUCCUUCCUUGAUCGCCUAGCCCUCGCCAGGCACCAGGAAACCCACACCCAAGAAAAGCCCCCCAGACGCGAGGACCCUAUUCCAGAGCUAGCCACCCUGUCCACAAGCCAGGAAGGUGAGGGAGAGGCCCCCACCCCCACAGGGAGCAGCAGCCACAAGGAAGGGGAAAGCCCCAAAACCCUCUUGGAAGAAAAGCCCUAUUUGUGCCCUGAGUGUGGAGAUGGCUUCACAGAAGUCGCAGCCCUACUGCUCCACAGGAGCUGUCACCCAGGUGUCUCCCUUUGAAAUGGGUCUGGAGAGACCAGGGGCCUCUCUCUCCUGAGAGGAACACUGGAUCACCCAAAAAAAUAUGUGGGGGAAAGGACAACCCUAUCAGAUUAUAGAGAAGUGGAGGAUAAAGAACCCUGGGGAAAAAAGUGCUUUUCCAUCAGUGAUGAGAAACCCUAUAAAAUUGUUGGUGGGAACCACUUAUAAGGCAGUAGAGAAAAACUGUCGGGUUAGAAACCCUAUAAAUAUGUAGGAAAAAAAAGCCCUUUAAGUCUGUAGCAGAACCCUAUAAACCAUAGUGGAUAAAAGCCCUAUUAAUUGUAGGAUGAGGUCCCAAUAUGUCUCUAGACAACCCUAUAAAACUGUAUCAAAAUCCUGUAGGGGAAGUGUAGGAAAUGCAGCAGUGGCAUCAACUUGGGAGGAGUGACCCUCAGAAGGUGCAGAAAACACCUCCCAUCCGCUCGUUCCACAGUGUUCUCUCCCCCAGGAGGAUGGGAGAGAGCCUCUCUCCCAGCAGCCAUGGACAGUUAACACUGAGGAAGAUGCUCAGCUGGGGAGUAGUGUGGGAACUGGGUGGAACUGGAAAAGGAAAACAAAAAGAGGACAAAAAUAAAUGACAAGGAGCUCAAACCCACAGAGGAGAUAAGACACAGACUAGGAAGAGAAAGUCCAGCUCAUUGCACUGGUGGUUCCUUGGGGUAUGGGGCCAACCUUAGCUGAAUUGUGUGUGAGGGGAAGAGGUCCAUGGAAUCCCUUAUCAAAAAGAACCCAAAAAUGGGGAUGAAAAAAAAUUAUGCCAAUCCUUUUUAAAGGCUGAAGUUUGGGGUGCAUAAAAAACUUUUGAAUGUAAGAAUACUGAAAGACCACCACAAAAGUUAGGGGACAGAGUGGGGGGAUUUCUGUUAGAUUUCUUUGAAGGAAGCAAACCCAGGUGGAGAAACUGUUCAGUUGAAACCCACCAAAAACUCCAGGCCAGUUUCUCCCACUUCCAGGAGCUUGUUAAUCUGUAAGUGCAAGCAACUCCCAGCUCAGGCCGCCAGGGUUCUCCCGGAGCCAGGCAGGACUACCCUUUCCCCAGCCAAGCUGGGGACUUGUACUCUGAGAGGCGUCCAGGGAAAGGGUGCCUCCUGCCACAUUCUCAGGUCUCACUGUCAGGAGCUUUUUCCUGAAAUCUAACUGCCACCAGUCCUGCUGCAGUGGCAGCCCGUUUCUUCAAAUUCUGUCCUCAGUGGAGAGAACUGCUGCUAGUCGACCUCCAAAGAAUAAAGCCCAUCAGAGACUCAAGGCUUGUGUGUGGUUGUCCUCCCUAGACUUCUCCAAGUCAGUGAGAGCUAUGUGUGGGUUCACGGUGGCAACAAGGGACAGCAAGUGGACAGAAUAGAAAGCUUUGGUCAGCCAGCAACCUGAUUUUAAACCUCAGCCUUCAUCUGAGCUGGUAGCAAGGCUUCCUGCAGGAUGAACCUGGCCACAUGCAGAGCUGGGUGUCUAGACACCCCACAGACUGGACAUAGGUCUCUACAGCAUCUACGGAGACCUGACCCUUCCUCUCCCUGCUCCCUGGAGCCCUCUGAGGCUGUGAUGACCCGACCCAAUCCUGGCCUUGGGAAGAGAUGGAUUCCACCCACUCAGCUCCUCUCUCCUGCUUAGCCAGAACCCUUCAGAGGGAAACGGAAGGAAGACAAGCGUUCCCCUGCCAGGCCCCUCUCAUCACACACACCACACUGUCACACACUUGCAUAAACCAGCCAAACCUGCUCACAUGACUGGGCAUGUGUAGCAGGGGAGAGACUGUUGCCCUAUAAUAUGGUUGAAGAGAGAAAACUCGAGAGAGAAACAUCUGUAACAAGAAUCCCACACCCUAACCCUGGAGAGCCUUAAAGAAGGAGAGGACUCUGCUCAGUGCUGGUUCAGAAAGGAAGUGCUCACUGUACCAGUAAUGUGCUGUCCUGGAGUGACAGGACUGAGAUGCCAGGUGAGGAUAGGGGUGACCUGGAUUCCUGCGAAGCUGUGGAAGCGACCUAAUUUCAUUACCUACAAGUUCAAAAGUUGAAAAUCUUUUACGCUUCAUCUAUCCUGCCUCCAAAGGGAUGACGCUCACAUUUAAAAGGAUCAAAAUGUAGAACAUUGUGGGAGAAGAAACCCAGGCCACUGGUGAGAGUGGAAAGGCAGGUCUUCUAUGAUUGUGGGGAGGACCUUGCUGACGUCUGCAUAAAGCCCUGGCCCAUCCAAGCACCAGGCAGGGAAACACUACUGAGAGGGGAGCAGCCUGCCUGCCAAUCUCUGUUGGCAGAAAUGUCGAUAAAGGGGACGCCCCUAAGACUGAGAGAAAUCCUCCAAGUCUAAGCAGACUUUUCCUCCUCUAAGAUGGUAGCAGAAAGAAACUUAAGUUGUUGAGACAAGCCCUUUGUAAAGCUAUAAGUAGAUUCCCCCAGAAACAGGUCUGAGGAAUCUGUCCCCAGAAGAAUCUUGGGGAGCAGCUUUCGGGGCUCAGAGGCCAGUCUGGGGGAGGUGGUCAGUGUAGUUGAAAGCCGACUGUAGGCCUAUUGAGGACUAGGGUGUAGCAUACGUAGUAGGAUGCUCGCAUGUUGUAGGGAGGGUGAGGGCUAAGGGUCUUGGCUCUGGUACUGAGUGGAGGAUGUGGACAUGAUUGGUGGGGUCUGGGGUUUCAUAGUAGGAAACGGGCAGAGUCAGAGGCCUCCGGAGUGUAAGCUGUUCUCUCUUGCCCACCUCCCUAAGCUCCUUUAGCCAGGAGCUUUCCUCCCAGAGCAAGCUAUGUCUUGGGAAGAACUAAGCAGGGAGGGGGCAGCAUCCAAAGUCCCUCCGACCAGCUCAGGCAAAGGCCCAGGGGUUGAGGCACUUGUCCACCAAAACUGAGUCUGGAAGGUGUAACAUAGCUAGACCCUCUUACCCAACUUCACACAGACCCCUCACAAGUGCCCCGGUGGAGGAACCCAACAGACAGGGGUCAGGUAGUCAUUGGUGGAAGCAGAAGGGAGAGCAGAAACUGAUCUGAGCUUAGGGUGAAACUUGAAACUGCUGUGGAUAUGGAGGUCAGAUGGGAACUCCAAAGAACUGGGCAGGAAUCCUGAAUGGUGGGGAAACUUGACACCAUCACAACCAAGAGGUGGGGUCCCAUGACACCACGCUGGAGAUGAGCAGCUCCCAGACUUCUUUGCCCCCAUUAGGAAAGCCCCACUCACCCAACUUGUCCCCAUGGAGUGAAGCGAGGCCCCGCUUUUGAGUGUUGUGUGUCAAUAGCAGUGUUGUGUCUCCGGUGGUCAUGUUGAUUAGUUGAAGAGAA
Cynocephalus volans (Philippine flying lemur) is the source of this 6753-nucleotide messenger RNA. It is a transcript of the gene ZNF629, whose product is annotated as zinc finger protein 629. The record is from RefSeq and is a predicted model, not a curated record. NCBI's taxonomy places the organism in Eukaryota, Metazoa, Chordata, Mammalia, Dermoptera, Cynocephalidae. Gene Ontology annotation, cellular component: nucleoplasm. The transcript is spliced from 4 exons. Gene Ontology annotation, biological process: regulation of transcription by RNA polymerase II. Bases 864 to 3470 code for a protein of 868 amino acids. Gene Ontology annotation, molecular function: DNA-binding transcription repressor activity, RNA polymerase II-specific; RNA polymerase II cis-regulatory region sequence-specific DNA binding.